AUGGAGCAAGUCUCCAACAGGUCACCCCUGAAAGUUGCUGUGGCCGGUGGCUCUGGGCAGGUCGCUCGAGAGAUCAUUGACGCUCUUUUGGCGGCAAAGAAACACGAAAUCGUCAUUUUGAGUAGAAGUGACACCCCGGUGCACUCUAUCGCGUCUGAAAUACGCUGGCAAAAGGUAGAUUACGAAGACAAGAAAAGCCUGGUUGAAACCCUCCGCGGAACUCAUACCCUCCUAUCUUUUGUCCAAAUUCUUUCGGAUCCCGAUCAAAUGUCCCAGAAGAAUCUAAUUGAUGCUGCCAUUACUGCGGGUGUAAAACGCUUUGCACCAAGUGAAUAUGGGAGCAAGGAUAUCGUUAAUAUGUCUUGGUGGUGUGGAAAGGGAGUGAUCAGAGAGUAUUUGGAAAAGGUGAAUGGAACAGAGAAUGUCCUUGAGUACACAUUGUUUCAACCCGGAUUGUUCCUCGACUACCUGGCCUACCCUUUCAAGACAUCAAAAUAUCUUGACCCCCUACAAACCUUCUUGGACUUUGCCAACAGGCGGGCAAUGGUUGUGGACGAUCAUGAAUAUGCCGCCAUAACAUUCACAACGGUAUCAGAUCUUGCAGCAGUCGUCGCACGUGCAAUUGAUUAUGACGGCAAGUGGCCUGUGACGGGCGGUAUCAGAGGAAAUCGAGUUACCUUUUCACAAAUUAUCGAUAUCGGCCGUAGAAUUAGAGGAUCCCUCGACGUCACUGUUCUAAAAGUCGAAGAUCUUGAAUUUGGUGAUCUCAAGUCUCCAUGGAAUCUACAAGCAGUCCAUCACGCGGUGCCUGAUGACCAGGCGCAAGCUCUUCUCAAGCAAGUAGCUAUUGGUUUUCUGCUGAGCAGUUCAAAAGGCGCAUGGGAUGUCUCGGACGACUUCAACCGGAUUUUCCCGGACUUUGAGUUCACAUCGCUCAAGGACUUCCUGACAGGGACUUGGGAGGAUAAGCCUUAG
This is a messenger RNA of Talaromyces amestolkiae, 975 nucleotides long. RefSeq lists its product as uncharacterized. The transcript has 6 exons. The record is from RefSeq and is a predicted model, not a curated record. The coding region runs from base 1 to 975 and encodes 324 amino acids. Lineage: Eukaryota; Fungi; Ascomycota; Eurotiomycetes; Eurotiales; Trichocomaceae.